CCCACCAGCCGCCCCCCGGCCAUGACGGAGGCGGGCGCCGCCGGUGCCGGGGAGCGCCCGGUUUCCAGAAAGUAGCUUGAUGAGUGUCCAAAGUAGCAGUGGAAGUUUGGAGGGGCCGCCAUCUUGGUCCCAGCGCUCCACGUCUCCAAGCCCGGGCUCGGCGGCGGCCAGGUCCCUGCUGAAUCACACGCCGCCAUCGGGGAGGCCCAAGGAAGGUGCAAUGGAUGAGCUUCAUAGUCUGGACCCAAGAAGGCAAGAAUUGCUAGAGGCCAGAUUUACAGGAGUUGUGAGUGGUAGCACUGGGAGUACUGGAAGCUGCAGUGUUGGAGCAAAAGCCUCAACAAACAAUGAAAGUUCAAAUCACAGCUUUGGAAGCUUGGGAUCUCUAAGUGACAAAGAAUCAGAGACUCCAGAGAAAAAACAGUCAGAGCCAUCCAGAGGAAGAAAGAGAAAAGCCGAAAGCCAGAGUGAAAGCAGUCAAGGAAAAAAUAUUGGGGGACGAGGUCACAAAAUUAGUGAUUAUUUUGAAUACCAAGGGGGGAAUGGUUCAAGUCCAGUAAGAGGCAUACCUCCUGCAAUCCGUUCACCUCAGAACUCACAUUCACAUUCCACCCCUUCCUCUUCUGUACGUCCAAAUAGCCCUUCUCCUACUGCAUUAGCCUUUGGGGACCAUCCUGUCACACAACCAAAGCAGUUAUCAUUUAGAAUUACUCAGACUGAUCUCACAAUGUUGAAAUUAGCUGCACUAGAAAGUAAUAAAAAUCAAGACCUGGAAAAGAAGGAAGGUCGAAUAGAUGACUUGCUCAGGGCUAACUGUGAUCUUAGAAGACAAAUAGAUGAACAACAAAAGCUACUUGAAAAAUAUAAAGAAAGGUUAAACAAAUGCAUUUCAAUGAGCAAGAAGCUUCUGAUUGAAAAGAGCACACAAGAAAAACUGGCAAGCAGGGAGAAGAGCAUGCAAGAUCGACUCCGCCUUGGGCAUUUUACAACUGUCCGGCAUGGUGCUUCAUUUACUGAACAGUGGACGGAUGGCUUUGCCUUUCAAAAUCUUGUGAAGCAGCAAGAGUGGGUGAAUCAGCAAAGGGAGGAUAUUGAAAGGCAAAGAAAACUCCUAGCCAAGCGAAAACCUCCAUCUACAAAUAAUUCUCAGGCACCCUCGACCAAUUCUGAACCAAAACAAAGGAAAAACAAAGCUGUCAAUGGAGCAGAAAACGAUCCUUUUGUCAGACCUAAUUUGCCCCAGCUGUUGACUUUAGCCGAAUAUCAUGAACAGGAAGAAAUUUUCAAGCUUAGAUUAGGACAUCUCAAAAAGGAAGAAGCAGAAAUUCAGGCAGAACUUGAGCGUUUGGAAAGAGUCCGAAAUCUUCAUAUAAGGGAACUCAAAAGAAUAAACAAUGAAGAUAAUUCUCAGUUCAAAGAUCAUCCUACGUUAAAUGAGCGAUAUUUGUUACUACAUCUACUUGGUAGAGGUGGCUUUAGUGAAGUAUAUAAGGCUUUUGACCUUUAUGAACAAAGAUAUGCUGCUGUGAAGAUCCAUCAGCUUAAUAAAAGCUGGAGAGAUGAGAAGAAAGAAAAUUACCACAAACAUGCAUGCAGAGAAUAUAGAAUACACAAAGAACUGGACCACCCCAGAAUAGUUAAACUCUAUGACUAUUUCUCUCUGGACACGGAUACGUUUUGUACAGUGUUAGAAUACUGUGAAGGCAAUGACUUGGAUUUCUAUCUGAAACAACAUAAAUUAAUGUCAGAAAAGGAAGCUAGGUCCAUUGUAAUGCAAAUUGUAAAUGCACUAAGAUAUCUCAAUGAGAUCAAACCCCCCAUUAUACAUUAUGAUCUUAAGCCAGGAAACAUCCUUCUUGUAGAUGGCACAGCGUGUGGAGAAAUUAAAAUCACUGAUUUUGGUCUGUCCAAAAUUAUGGAUGAUGAUAGUUAUGGUGUGGAUGGAAUGGACCUUACUUCCCAAGGAGCAGGGACAUACUGGUACUUACCACCCGAAUGUUUUGUAGUUGGUAAAGAGCCACCAAAGAUUUCUAACAAAGUUGAUGUGUGGUCAGUUGGAGUCAUCUUUUUUCAGUGUCUUUAUGGUCGCAAGCCAUUUGGUCAUAACCAAUCUCAACAAGACAUCCUUCAAGAAAAUACCAUAUUAAAAGCCACUGAAGUCCAGUUCCCUGUAAAACCUGUUGUAAGCAAUGAAGCCAAGGCAUUCAUAAGGCGCUGUUUAGCAUAUCGCAAAGAGGAUCGAUUUGAUGUGCACCAGCUGGCUAAUGAUCCUUACCUUCUUCCCCACAUGAGAAGAUCAAAUUCUUCAGGAAACUUACAUAUGGCUGGGCUGGCAGCAUCCCCUACACCACCUACUUCAAGUGUAAUUUCUUAUUGAAAUUUCCCCAAGACUGGCAUGUUAUUUUUGAGUUGUUUUCAGAUGCAGACCUCAGUUUGAGCAUUUGAGUGUUUUUACACAGGACAAGGUUAAAAACUGUUUUCAAACCGAAGUUCUUUGUAGUGUCAUUUGUAUGAGAGUGGAUCAUGGACUAUGAGUGAAUAAAUGUACUCUUCCAACUCUAACCUUAAACAUUGAAGGAUGACUGCCUGUUGCACACACAGGUGUACUGUGUUUGAAGAAAAGUGGGAUUUUUUUGUUGUUUUUGGGGGUGGGGGAAUACUGUAAAUAAUCUUUAUAAUACUUAAAAUACAUUUGGUUGAUACUGGAGAGUUCUAAUUGGAAGGGUAGUUUUUCAUUAUUUAAAAAAAAAAUACACCGAGAAAAUGUCAAACAAAUCCCAACAAACAUAAGAACUACAGUGCCUGGCACCCUCAUCAGCCAUUCGGCAGAUUCUCUGCUGAAACCAAAGUAUGAACUGAAUGACGGUCACAGUUUUGUUUAAUAAUUAUAGAAUGUCAAAAAAGAGAAUCUUUGGGCAAAGUUAGUUUGUAUUUGCCUAGUCAGGCAUUUUCCAAGUUGUACCUCAAACAACAUGCUCCUUUUUUCCCCUCCCAGUGAUUAUAUUUUGACGUGUGAGCUAGUUGUUCGUUCCUUAUCCCUGAUAAUAAGUUGCUUGUUUCGAAACCUGUCAAAUUCUUUAAAUUGUAAUACUAUCUGCAGCAUUUUCCAUGUGUAGUUAUAGACUUAAUAGCAGGAAUUUCAUGAUUUCAUACCAGGCCUUGUAAUUAAGAGCAAGCGAUAGUAUGUAACCAAAUGCAGACCAUUUCUAUGCAGGAUAAUGAUAAAUUCCCUUCUAGCUCUAUUGUAAAUUGGUGUACAGAUGUCAUAUUUUCAGUUAGUCUUAAGUUUCAGCAGCUUAUUCCUGUACAAAUGUUUAAAGUAUGGCUUUUUCUAAUUGGAUAUUGUAUUUUUUUUAUUGUCUCCUUGAAGGCGCUUUUAAUUGCUGCUAAAUGAUGUUGCUUUAACCUUUGCAAAAAAAUUGAAUGACCUCCUCAAGGUGCAAGUUGACUGUACAUCAUAGAGAGAUAUUAAAAAGUAGGUUUCAUUAACAAUCAAGGCAUGUAAAGUGGAUCUGUGUUGAACAUAUACAGUUCUUUAAACCAGUUUCUUGGACUCCUCCCAAGAUGUGGAGCACAUAGAGACUGGAUUUAGAAGUUGUUCAUGUUUGUUCUACAUUUCUGGAAAGUUCCUGUCAGCAAGGUGGGAAAGGUGUUCCUAUAAAGAAAUGUUUCUUGUGGUUUGUACAGGUGUAUUAAAAUGUGAAACAUUUUCCAACUGCCUUGUAUGGUAGAAACUGUUACUUUCAGGAUGCUGUAUUUCUCUCCUGUACAUUAUUCCUUUUUCUGUCAUAUUCAUGAUCCUGAAUCCCUAUAUGUAAGUUUUGUUCCUGUUGCAGAAAAAGGAGGCUAUUACUACCACAGGUUAUCAUUUAAUAUUGUACAGUUAAACUGUGGCUCUUGUUUCUGAUGUUGCAAGCCAUUUUGUUAUUCAUUGUACAUAGGACACAUUAACUGUCUCUUUCAAAUGCUGCUGAGAUUGUAGAGAAUGUAGCCAAAACAGUAAUAAACAAUGACAGUUGAAAUUUAAAA
This is a messenger RNA of Ornithorhynchus anatinus (platypus), 4029 nucleotides long. RefSeq names its product tousled like kinase 1 (gene TLK1). The record is from RefSeq and is a predicted model, not a curated record. NCBI's taxonomy places the organism in Eukaryota, Metazoa, Chordata, Mammalia, Monotremata, Ornithorhynchidae. Bases 80 to 2377 code for a protein of 765 amino acids. The transcript is spliced from 21 exons. Gene Ontology annotation, cellular component: nucleus. Gene Ontology annotation, molecular function: ATP binding; protein serine/threonine kinase activity. Gene Ontology annotation, biological process: intracellular signal transduction; peptidyl-serine phosphorylation; chromosome segregation.